Molecule: messenger RNA, 4682 nt
Organism: Indicator indicator
Lineage: Eukaryota; Metazoa; Chordata; Aves; Piciformes; Indicatoridae
Gene: SLC4A1
Product: solute carrier family 4 member 1 (Diego blood group)
Exons: 20
Coding region: 77-2836 (919 amino acids)
Biological process (GO): transmembrane transport; bicarbonate transport; monoatomic anion transport
Cellular component (GO): plasma membrane; basolateral plasma membrane
Molecular function (GO): solute:inorganic anion antiporter activity; bicarbonate transmembrane transporter activity; monoatomic anion transmembrane transporter activity
Source: RefSeq, a predicted model, not a curated record
GUCCUGGAGCCCACCUCGGGGAGCCCGGGUGAUGGUGUCGCCGGGCUGAGUGCGGGGACACAGCAAGGCCAGGGCCAUGGAGGGGCACGGCCAGGAGGCCUACGAGGAGGGGAUGAGAAGGAGCCUCGACCCUGAGGGAUACGAAGACCACGGCAUAAAAGGAUCCCACCUGUCUUUGGGGGAGAUGAGCACUUCGUCGGUGACUGAUGUGGACCUGGAGGCGGCAGGGAGCAGGAGGCCCCUGUCCCGACGGGAGACCCAUGAGGGCUACGUGGAGCUGCAUGAGCUGGUCAUGGACACCACGAAGGAGCUGUGCUGGAUGGAGGCUAGCCACUGGCUCAAGCUGGAAGAGGACUUCAAGGAAGCAGGACACUGGAGCCAGCCCCAUCUCUCCUUCCUGACCUACCGCAGCCUCCUGGAGAUCCAUCGGGCUUUGGCCAAAGGUGCUGUGCUCCUCGAUGUGGCAGCCACCUCGCUGGCGGCCGUCGCUCACGUCCUCAUUGACCAGAUGAUCUAUGAGGGGCAGAUCAAACCGCAGGACCGGGACGACAUCCUGAGGACGCUGCUGCUGCAGCACAAACACCCCAAUGAGGCUGAGUCAGUGAGGACCCUGCCACCAGCACAGCUGCAGCGUUCCGGUACCGGCCGGGCAGAGACGGAGCAGCCUCUGCUGCGGGAGCAGCAGCCCCUGGAGAUGCGCAGGCUGGCGGGGACCGAGCAGGGGACCAGCAAACCCCAGCUGCCUGAGAAGAUCCCCGAGGAUGCUGAGGCCACGCUGGUCCUCGUGGGCUGUGCAGCCUUCCUGGAGCAGCCAACGUUGGCCUUUGUGCGCCUGAAGGAUGCUGUGACACUGGACGGGGUCCUGGACGUGCCCCUGCCUGUGCGCUUCCUCUUCGUGGUGCUGGGCCCUGACAGUCCCCACAUCAGCUACCACGAGAUCGGCCGUGCCGUGGCCACCAUGAUGUCUGAGAGGGUCUUCCGCCGGGACGCCUACCUGGCCGACAGCCGCCGGGACUUGCUGCGGGGGGUCGAAGACUUCCUGGAAGCCAGCAUCGUCCUGCCACCCACCGAGACCCCCAACGAGCAGCUCCUCCGCGGGCUGGUGCCGCUGCAGCAGGAGCUGCUCCGCCGCCGCUACCAGCCCCAGGAGAAAGCUGUGGGCGAAGCCUUCCUGAAAGACCUGGGGCUCGAGGAGCCGGCGGUAGAGGACGACGACCCCCUGCGCAGGACGGGGAGGCCUUUCGGGGGGCUGGUGAGGGACAUCCGCCGCCGGUACCCCAAAUACCUCAGCGACAUCAAGGAUGCCCUCAGCCCCCAGUGCCUGGCCGCCGUCAUCUUCAUCUACUUCGCGGCGCUGUCCCCUGCUGUCACCUUUGGAGGCUUGCUGAGUGAGAAGACCAAGGGCAUGAUGGGGGUGUCGGAGCUGCUCGUCUCCACCUGCGUGCAGUGCGUCCUCUUCAGCCUCCUCAGCGCCCAGCCCCUGCUCGUGGUUGGCUUCUCAGGGCCCCUCCUUGUCUUUGAGGAAGCCUUCUACUCGUUCUGCAGUGCCAAUGGCAUGGAGUACAUUGUGGGCCGGGUCUGGAUUGGCUUCUGGUUGAUCCUGCUGGUGCUGGUGGUGGUGGCCUGUGAGGGCAGCUUCCUGGUGCGCUACCUGUCCCGCUACACCCAGGAGAUCUUCUCCUUCCUCAUCUCCCUCAUCUUCAUCUUCGAGACCUUCUCCAAGCUCGUCACGAUCUUCAAGGACCACCCACUGCAGCGAAUUUAUGAUGUGAGAGCCACGUACGAGCCCAAGGUGCCAGAGCCCAACACAGCUCUGCUGUCCCUUGUCCUCAUGGCUGGAACCUUCUUCCUGGCCUUCUUCCUCCGCAAGUUCAAGAACAGUGCCUUCCUGCCUGGCAAGGUCCGGCGACUGAUUGGGGACUUUGGAGUGCCCAUCUCCAUCCUCAUCAUGGCUCUGGUGGACUUCUUCAUCCGAGACACCUACACGCAGAAACUGAGCGUCCCCAAAGGGCUGGAGGUCACCAACUCGUCUGCCCGGGGCUGGUUUAUCAACCCCAUGGGGCUGAACCAGGUCUUCCCCAUCUGGAUGAUGUUUGCCUCUGUGGUGCCUGCCCUCCUGGUCUUCAUCCUCAUCUUCCUUGAGACACAGAUCACCACCCUCAUUGUCAGCAAGCCAGAGAGGAAGCUGGUGAAGGGCACUGGCUUCCACCUGGACCUGCUGCUGAUCGUGGCCAUGGGGGGGCUGGCUGCUCUCUUUGGCAUGCCCUGGCUCAGCGCCACCACCGUCCGCACCAUCACCCACGCCAAUGCCCUCACUGUCAUGAGCAAGACCUCUGCUCCCGGCGACAAGCCUCAGAUCUUGGAGGUCAAGGAGCAGCGCAUCAGUGGCUUGCUGGUGGCAGUGCUCAUCGGUGUCUCCAUCCUGAUGGAGCCCAUCCUGAAGUACAUCCCCCUGGCCGUGCUCUUUGGCAUCUUCCUCUACAUGGGCGUCACCUCCCUCUUUGGCAUCCAGCUCUUCGACCGCAUCCUGCUCUUGCUGAUGCCACCCAAGUACCACCCCAGCGAGCCCUACGUCACCAGGGUGAAGACUUGGCGGAUGCACCUCUUCACCUUGAUCCAGAUCAUAGUCCUCGUGCUGCUGUGGGUGGUGAAGUCCACCCCAGCCUCGCUAGCGCUGCCCUUCGUCCUCAUCCUCACCGUGCCCCUGCGGCGCUUCCUGCUGCCCAAGAUCUUCCAGGACAUCGAGCUCAGAUGUCUGGAUGCAGACGACGCUGUGGUGACCUUUGAGGAGGCAGAGGGCACAGAUGUGUACAACGAGGUGCAGAUGCCCAGCUAAGGGCUCACUGCCACCUGCCUGACCCCUGGAUGCCCCCACACCCCCUGGCCCCCCACUUCCCCACCAGCUUAUCACACCAUUGCCACCAUCCUGGGGCCACUGGGUGACAGGGGACAACUUGGAUACAUAGCCAAGAGCCCUGUCCCCACCUGCACACCCCACAAACAGAGCUUUUUAUUUGUUUUUCUCCUUUCCCCCCCUUUUUUUUGUUAAAUAUUUUGUAUGCUGUGGGCUCACCUGCCCUUUGCUACCUGCUGGGGCUGCCUGGGCUGUGGGGGGGGGUCUGGAUGCCUGUGCCCUCUGUCACCAUCCUGUCCCUAAAGCCAUGCCAGGCUGUGACCAGGCACUGAGCUGCCCCAAGACCCAAGAGAGGAGGAAGGCAGGGAGGGGGUGACAUGGAAGGGACAAAGAUGCAACAGGAUAAAGGGUCCCCCAGUUCUCCCCAGCCCUGCUGCCUCCCCCAGGGAGCCCUCCCCCUGCCCAGCCACUCUUCCCCAGACCAGGCAAUGAGCACUGGGACAAAUCCUUUUCCCCAUCAUUUUCUCCAGCACCUCCUGGGGUCAGGGUAUAAAUAGUCCAAGGAGGGAGGGGUUUAUAGAUUUGCUACAAAGAAAAAGCUAAACCACCCCCCCCAAAAAAAAAAUUUAUCUUGAUGCUUCUGCAGGUAGGAUUUGCUCAGAACCAAACAAAAAUUCUCCCCCCCCACCAAAAGGCUGAAAAAGCAUCUUGGAAAAGAAAAAAAAAAUGAGGAUAAAAGGAAAAAGAGGGGAAAAGGAAAAAAAUAAUUAGGAGAAAUAGAAAAGGUGGAGGGAAAAAAAGAAAAAAAAUGAGAGGAAAGAGAAAAAUGGAGGGAAAAAAACAUUUGAGAGAAAAUAAAAGACAUGGAAGGAAAAUAGAAAACAUUUGAGGAAAAACAGAAAAAUAGGGAAAUUUGAGGGAAAAUAGGAAAAAAAGUGAAAAAUUAGAGAAAUUUGAGGGAAAAUAGAAAAAAGAGGAAAAAAGAAAUAAAUAAGGAAAAAUUAUUUAAAAAAGAAAAAACUGAGGGGAAAAAAAGAAAAAAUGGAGAAAAAAGAAAAAAAUGGAGGAAAAAAGAAAAAAUGGAGGUAAAAAGAAAAAAAUGAGGAAAAAUAGAAAAAACUGAGGAAAAAGGAGAAAAAAUGGAAGAAAAAAGAGGAAAAAUGGAGGAAAAAUAGGAAAAAAGGAGGAAAAAAGAGGAAAAUUGAGGAAAAAAAGAGGAAUAUUUGAGAAAAAAAUAAAAUUAUGAGGAACAAAAGACCAGAAUGAGGAAAAAAAAAAAAAGAAGAAGAUCAAAAUGAGGGAAAAAAAGCCAAAAAAAUAGCAUCUGCAAGGAGUGAUUUGUAUAUUUGUAGUUUGUAAUUUAUUUUUUGAGGCUGACUGUGCCCCCAGCUCGGGGGGGGGGGGGGGGUGUUGUGUGUGUGUGUGUGUGUAUAUAUGAGAGAGAAACUUAUCUUAUACAAAAAAAAAGGAUUAUUUUCUAGAGAAGUUGAUUUUAAAGGGUCCGGGUCAGGGCCUAAACUCUAUGGACCAGUCUGGCAGCAUCAUUUAACUGCUGAAUUAGUUUUAGUCUCAUUAUUCUUUAAUUCUUUUAUUAUUCUUUUCUUUUUCUUUUUCUUUUUCUUUUUUUUGGUAGCCCUUUCAGUUAAAUCCUUGUAGUUCAUCCUUGAUUUUUUUUUUCCUCCCCCUCACUUUGCAGCCCACUUCCUGCCCCAUUUCCAUGGGGGAGCAUCUCUCCUGCUCCUGCCAGGGAUGAUCCUACCCUGCUCAGACCCCAGGGUCAGUUCCAGCCACCCAAUCAAGUUGCAAAUUUGCUCCUUUUUUUUUUUUU